Selaginella moellendorffii is the source of this 1139-nucleotide messenger RNA. Its product is annotated as dolichyl-phosphate beta-glucosyltransferase ALG5D. The coding region runs from base 59 to 958 and encodes 299 amino acids. Lineage: Eukaryota; Viridiplantae; Streptophyta; Lycopodiopsida; Selaginellales; Selaginellaceae. The record is from RefSeq and is a predicted model, not a curated record. Gene Ontology annotation, cellular component: endoplasmic reticulum membrane. The transcript is spliced from 8 exons.
GCUAGGGUCUUGCGGCGCAGCGAUACGUGUUCUUGAGGGAUCCCGCAUUGGAGGUGCCAUGGCUGAAUUAGCGCUUGUAGUGACUCUCGCUCUCGCGAUCGUGUGGAGAUUUCGGCUCAAUAUGCUCGAUCUGGAUGUACAGAGCAGGAGGGAUGAGAUAUUCUGGAUGGAAGAUACCGCGUCUACAUGGAGCACGCAGGUUUUGUGCCCGUCGAUCCAUGAAGCUCCCUCCAAGUAUCUCUCCGUGGUGAUACCUGCGUACAACGAGGAAAAGGGGCUUCCUUCUACGAUAAAUGAGACUCUAAGGUACCUGGACGAGCGAAGCUUUGACGAUGCAAACUUUACAUACGAGGUGACAAUCAUCGACGAUGGAAGCGAAGAUUUGACGUACAAUGUGACACUGGAUCAUGCGUCGCGGUUGAGAGUGAUCAAGCAAACACCAAAUCUCGGAAAGGGUGCUGCGAUUCGCAAGGGAGUUCUCUGCUCUCGCGGUCAGCUCGUGAUCACAGCAGACGCUGAUUCAGCAAUCUUCAUACGAGAUAUGGGGAAACUGGAAGAGAAAGCACUGAACCUGACUGCAUCAGGAGAUCCCAUAGCUGUGUUUGGCUCGCGCUGCAAAGUAAAGCAACCUCUUCUUCGAAGCAUCAUGUCGAAGGUCUUUCACGCUCUCGCGGUCUUAAUAACCGGGACCGACGUGGCCGACACCCAGUGCGGGCUCAAGCUCUUUACGAGGCCCGCAGCGGCCAGACUGUUUACGAACCUGAGGCUCCAGAGGUGGGCUUUCGACGUGGAGCUGAUCUAUCUCGCCAGACGCCUGGGAAUCCCAGUGUACGAGGUGGCCGUGAACGCCGUGGACGUUACCGGAUCCAAGCUUCGCGCUUCCAGCGUCUGCCACGCGCUGUACGAGAUCACGAUGGUGGUCAUAGCCUAUGGACUUGGCUUCUGGGAGAUUCGGUAGGGAAGAUCGGAAGAUCCAUUCUUUUUCCUCGGUGGAGUAAGUAAAUUUUGCCGCGUUUUACUAUAAACCAAAUCUUUCGGUGAUUGUCGUAAACUAAAUAGCAAAGUGGUAAAUGCUGCAGAGCAGGGAGAGAGACAUUAAAAAUAAAUAAUAUGAACCACCUUGAUGAUCUUUAAUUGCA